This is a messenger RNA of Trichomycterus rosablanca, 1707 nucleotides long. It is a transcript of the gene ppme1, whose product is annotated as protein phosphatase methylesterase 1. Gene Ontology annotation, biological process: protein demethylation. NCBI's taxonomy places the organism in Eukaryota, Metazoa, Chordata, Actinopteri, Siluriformes, Trichomycteridae. Bases 229 to 1359 code for a protein of 376 amino acids. The transcript is spliced from 14 exons. Gene Ontology annotation, molecular function: protein methylesterase activity. The record is from RefSeq and is a predicted model, not a curated record.
GGGAAAUGCAGUUUUCAGCGUCCUUCUGUAUACAGUAAAGCGUUUGUACUGGCCUCCUUUUCCCACAAUGCUGAGCUGAAGGCACUCACGAGUGGGUGGAGAGUUGGCUGUGUAGGUUUUGGAGCUGGGUUUCAUGUCAGUAGCAGUAUUAUAAUCUAAUUUAUUUAGAUGUAAACUGGUGUGUGUGAGAUUCAGGAGAAAGCUAAGUGCGUUAGCAUUGAUAACAGAAUGGAGAGACAGCUGCACCUGAAUCUGUUAGCCUCCAGACCCCCGAUGCCAGGAGGCAUCCAAUCUGGCUCCAAAAUGAAAAUGGGACCUGGAAGAAAGCGAGACUUCUCUCCUCUGCCCUGGAGUCAGUAUUUUGAAACCAUGGAGGACGUAGAAGUGGAAAAUGACAACAGCAAAGAUACAUUCAGAGUCUACAGCAGUGGUUCUCAGGGUCCGGUGCUUCUUUUGCUUCAUGGCGGAGGCCACUCUGCCCUCUCCUGGGCUGUAUUCUCUGGAGUGAUAUGUAGCAGGAUUAACUGCAGGGUUGUAGCUAUGGAUCUCAGGGCACAUGGAGACACAAAAGUAAAAAACUCAGAAGACCUGUCUGCUGAAUCAAUGGCCAAGGAUAUUGGGAAAGUGGUGGAAGCUCUGUAUGGUGAAAACCCACCUCAGAUCAUGAUGAUUGGACACAGCAUGGGAGGAGCAAUAGCAGUUCACACUGCCGCAGCCAAUCAUCUACCCUCAUUGCUUGGACUUUGUGUCAUCGACGUGGUGGAAGGAACAGCAAUGGAUGCCUUAAACAGUAUGCAGAAUUUUCUAAGGAGUCGACCAAAAACCUUUAAGUCAGUGGAAAAUGCAAUUGAAUGGAGUGUGAAGAGUGGACAGAUCAGGAAUAUUGAAUCAGCACGUGUGUCUAUGGUUGGACAAGUAAGAAAAUGUGAGGAACCGUUGAGCAGUGCUGGUAUUUCUAAGAGCAUCAGUGAAGGGAUCAUUGAGGAAGAGGAAGAAGAGGAGCAAGAAGGAGAGUCCAAUCACAAAAGGAAGAAGGAAGAUGACCAGGAGGUAAAAAAAGAGAGUUUGUACACCUGGCGCAUUGAGCUGUCGAAGACGGAGAAGUACUGGGAGGGCUGGUUCAGAGGCCUGUCCUCCCUCUUCCUCAGCUGCUCUGAACCAAAACUGCUGUUGCUGGCAGGCAUUGACAGACUGGAUAAAGACCUGACCAUAGGACAGAUGCAGGGAAAGUUUCAGAUGCAGGUUCUCCCACAGUGUGGCCACGCUGUUCAUGAGGAUGCACCUGAAAAAGUAGCUGAUGCUCUAGCCACGUUCAUGGUCCGACAUAAGUUCACUGAAUUCAAGGAGUGCUUUCCCUGACAAUGUCAGUUCUCCACUGGCUUUUAUCCAGCAGCCCGAUGCAAUGAAACUCAUUAAACCCUCUUCUUCAUCUGUGUUGCAUCUCACUGGAGACCACAGUACCGUCAACAUACCAUCGUCUCAACCGCCAACUCUACUCAGCACUUGAUUCUGAUAUAAUGGGUUUUUUAAUGCAUUGAGGUAUGAUUACUGUAGGUCUGACUUCAGCAGGACACGUAGAUCUAAGUCCUCCUGCAAGUUUUCAAAAACUGGCUGAAUAAUUUAUUCUUUUUUUCUCUUUACAUUUUUUUUUUUUUUUUGCAUUUUUUUCGUGCUUUGCUUGUUAUUAAAUUUGGGGUGAGUGCUUCA